Molecule: messenger RNA, 1697 nt
Organism: Hordeum vulgare subsp. vulgare (domesticated barley)
Lineage: Eukaryota; Viridiplantae; Streptophyta; Magnoliopsida; Poales; Poaceae
Product: serine/threonine-protein kinase RIPK-like
Exons: 3
Coding region: 279-1697 (472 amino acids)
Biological process (GO): protein phosphorylation
Molecular function (GO): protein kinase activity; ATP binding
Source: RefSeq, a predicted model, not a curated record
CCGCUCAACGACCCGUCUGCUCUGCCUUGCCGCGCCUUCGUGCCCCGCGCGCGACAGGGUCAAGGCAACCCAGCACCACGCACCAUUCCAUUCCCUUCCCUUCCCUUCCCCGCCAGGCAUCAUAUAUACCCGACGUCGCCCACCGAUGCUUCGUCGUCAACCAGUCGCUCCUCCAGUUCCUCUCCAACGCCUCGGAAGCACAACCAAAACCAAGAAACCAACCGAUCUGCGUCGGGAGGAGGAGGGUCGUUGCCAGCUCUUCGGUUCUUGCAUUGCUGAUGGCUCCAGCGCAGCCGUGGAGGUCCCUGCUCUGCUGCGUGGGAGGCGCGGCGGCGGGGGACGACGAAGGGCCGUCACCGUCCUCCGCGCCGGCGCGGAGGAGAGGGGACCGGAGGGCGCUGCUGCUGCCGUCGUCCGAGGCGUCGUCGUCGGCAUCCCGGGUCUCCCUGUCCAGCCUUGGGUCGACGGGCGCGCUGACGCCGGAGGACCUCUCGCUGACGCUGUCUGGGUCCAACCUGCACGCCUUCACCUACGCCGAGCUCAGGGCGGCCACCGCCGGCUUCUCCCGCUCCAGGUUCCUCGGCUGCGGCGGCUUCGGGCCCGUCUACCGGGGCCAGCUCGCCGCCGAGCUCCGGCCGGGGCUCGACGCGCAGACCGUCGCCGUCAAGUACCUCGACGCCGACUCCAGCUCCCAGGGCCAUAACGAGUGGCUGGCGGAGGUGUUCUUCCUUGGGCAACUGAGGCACAGGAACCUGGUGAAGCUGGUCGGCUACUGCUACGAGGAGGAGCACCGGAUGCUGGCGUACGAGUACAUGGCCGCCGGCAGCCUGGAGAAGCACCUCUUCAGAAGCAUCGACGGCCCCAUGCCGUGGAUGACGAGGAUGAAGAUAGCCGUCGGCGCCGCCAAGGGCCUCGCCUUCCUCCACGCCGCCGACACGCCCGUCAUCUACCGCGACCUCAAGGCCUCCAACAUCCUGCUCGACUCGGACUACACCGCGAAGCUGUCCGACUUCGGCCUGGCAAAGGACGGGCCCAACGGCGACGCCACCCAUGUCACCACACGCAUCAUGGGCACACACGGAUACGCCGCGCCGGAGUACAUCAUGACGGGGCACCUGACCGCCAAGAGCGACGUCUACAGCUUCGGCGUCGUCCUCCUCGAGCUCAUCUCCGGCCGGCGGUCCAUCGACCGCGCUCGGCGUUCCAGGGAGCAGAGCCUGGUGGACUACGCCAGGCCGUACCUCAAAAAGCAUGACAAGUUGCACCGGGUCAUGGAUCCGGCUUUGGAAUGCCAGUACUCGUGUCAGGGGGCUGAACUGGCCGCACGAGUGGCGUACAAAUGCCUGAGCGAGAACUCGAAGUCGAGGCCGACCAUGAAGGAGGUCGUUCAGGCCCUGGAGCCCGUACUCAAGAUGGACGACUACCUCGAAGUUGGUCCGUUCGUGUUCACGGUCGUAGUGGAGGAUGCCGAUAGAGACGUUGGGAACAAAGGGAAGAUUGUUGGUGAUGAGUGGAAGGUUGAGAAGAUUGUAGGGGACAAGCACCAGAGCCACCAAGAUCGACACCGGCGAAAGUUCCCGAACUCGACGAUACACGCCGAUGUUUUGCUGCAGCGGGACGGUGCCAUCGGGCCGUAUACCACCGCGCUGCAACGUCACCGGAGAGCGUCAAGUUAUGUAGAGGAAAGGGGUGCGUAG